Messenger RNA from Mercenaria mercenaria, 13872 nucleotides. RefSeq lists its product as uncharacterized. NCBI's taxonomy places the organism in Eukaryota, Metazoa, Mollusca, Bivalvia, Venerida, Veneridae. The record is from RefSeq and is a predicted model, not a curated record. Gene Ontology annotation, molecular function: protein binding. The transcript is spliced from 82 exons. The coding region runs from base 1 to 13872 and encodes 4623 amino acids.
AUGAGUACUGUAGACGAGGGCAUAGCAUUACCGGCUAAGUUAACGAGUAAUGGUCGAGUUAUGGAGGGACAGACUAAAAUAUUAAAUAUGCUACAUGAACAUUUCAAGAAAACAGCUUUUGUAGAAUCAGAUUUCACAAACCUAAAGGACUUCAUUGAUAAUAGAUGGUCCGAAGGUUAUGUGAUACCAUUGCAUAAGAAAGGAAGUAUAAAUGAUGUCACAUGGGCAGAAAAUAAUCGUAUAUACAUUGAAGCUCAGGCAGGUUUUAGAGCAGAUAUGAGUACAGUAGACAACAUUUUUGUUGCCUGCGGCCUGGAGUCCGCAGCUAAUGAACUACAAGAUAGUAUCAAUUUGUUGCAACAGUAUUGUAAUGAAUGGAAACUUCGUGUUGCUAUUACUAAGACAAAUAUUAUGAUAUUUAGAAAAGGGGGGUUAGUUUCACGUUAUGUUCCAGGGUUUAGAACAUCUAAAUAUAGAGAAUGUAAGGAAAAUGACCAGGUACCGCAUGCAUUGCUGAAGUCGUUGCUUCUGCUCAAACCAUCAACCCUUCUUCUCAAACCAUCAAUGAUGCAGUAUGCGGUGGUGCCAGCCUAUCUGCUAAAACCAUCAAUGCUGCAGUACACAAUGAUGCCAGACCUAUGUGAUGGUGCCAGCCCUUCAGCUCAAACCAUCAAUGCUGCAGUGAGUUGUGGUGCCAGCCCUUUUGCUCAAACCAUCAAUGCUGCAGUAAGUGGUGGGGUCAGCCCUUAUGCUCAAAUUAUCAAUGCUGCAGUGAGUGGUGGUGCCAGCCCUUCUGCUCAAACCAUCAAUGCUGCAGUGAGUGGUGGUGCCAGCCCUUCUGUUCAAACCAUCAAUGCUGCAGUGAGUGGUGCCAGCACUUAUGCUCAAACCAUCAAUGCUGCAGUAAGUAGUGGUGCCAGCCCUUCUGCUCAAACCAUCAAUGCUGCAGUGAGUGGUGCCAGCACUUCUGCUCACUCAUUCAAUGCUGCAGUUCACAGAAAAAAUUCGAGCAGUCUUAUUGACAAACUUGUAAAAUGGACUGGAUUUGUGUUGCUUAUAACAUCAACUUCACUUCCAACAAUACAAACAACUCCAAUAUGUUAUGGCAAAAUAGAUAUUAUUUUUGUCAUCGAUGCAUCUUACAGUAUCCGUCCUGAAGACUUCACGAAGGUCCUUGAGUUUGUUUCAGAAUUAUAUUCCAAGAUCUUUGUGGAUGUAGAGGAUAAACUGCGUGCUGGAGUGAUCCCUUAUGCAUCAAGUGUAUAUGAAGGGGACCAACAGAUAAGUCUAAGUGGUGACCAGAGUAAAAUUAAAACCAUGCUGGCAACUUUCACACGAGACAAUGGAAACAUCAGGACAAACACAGGGGCAGCACUUGGAGAGGCCUAUAAAAUGUUCACUGAGGAGGGUAGGAGUGACGCUAAAAAAAUUCUGUUUCUGGUUACUGAUGGUAGGGCAGAUGACUUGGAGGUAAUGAAUACAAAUGCUCGUAAUAUCAAAGGAAUUGGGGCUCAUGCAGUGGCAAUAGGGAUAGGAGAAAAGGUUGACAGAACGGAACUGAAUACUAUAGCAUCCAGUGUGGAUUCUGUUUACAUCUUCACAGAAAUAACAGAAGAACUUAAGACGAAGAUACAGAAAGAUAUAUGUGGACAGACCUUGGAUAGCAAAGUGCCUCCUACAGUUGAGAAGGAUGAUGUACAAAUGGAUAUAUACUUUCUCUUGGAUGAAGCAAUCUUACCCCAGGAUUUAGAUAUAAGCAAACGAUUCAUGAAGAACAUACUGCAGACUUUUGUAAUUGGACAAGGCAAAGCACGUGCUUCAGUGUUCCUGUAUGGGGCGUCGACAGGUCAGAACUUUGCUGUUGAUGUCUACACAACCGAGACAACUUUAUUCAAUGGCAUAGAUAGGCUUUCACUGACCGCUGCCAAUAAUGAUGAACGUAAUGUUGCCAACAUUUUCACUACAGUGGCGGCACGAAUCACCAGUUCUUCAACAAGUGGUCCUGUUAUUGUGGUGCUGUUCCUUACAGGAUCUGUCGAGAAUUCUGCUUUGGCUAUACAGAAGGCAAAUGUAUUCCGAGAGUCAUCCGGUCCAAGGAUAUAUCUCAUGGUGAUAGGAAUAGGUGCAAGUACAGAAGCAUUGACCAGUGAGCAAAACAGAUUGGCCUAUGAUGUAGGGACAGCAUUUCAGGCUGAGAAUUUUCUCAGACUUGCUGGAGAAGACCAGGCAUCCAUUGAUCUUGUAUCUGAUAUAAGGAAAACUAUUUUCCAGCUUGCCUCGGGGACAUAUGUCACAAUAGGAGGUAUAUCUUAUAGAUGGGAAAGUAUGUUUGAUGUGGUCUUUAUGAUUGAUGGAUCCUCCAAGAUGUCACAGUCUUUUAACCAUCUAGUGGUGAAGUUUGUCAUGAAAGAACUCAUUGAUGAAUUUGAACUUGGUCCUGAGAAGGGCCGAGUGGCAGUGCUGGUAUUUGAUGCAGCUGGUGUGUAUAACAUUAUAAGAUUUGGCACAUAUAACGAUGAUCAUGCCACUCUCAACACUCGCAUAGACAAUCUACAAUUGAUACAGAGGGUCGAUACUGUAGACAACACUAUCGGACUGAAGGCCAUGCUCAGAUAUUUUCUUGACAACAACAGGGAGUCUGCCAGCAAGCUAGGUUACCUGAUAACCCUUGGCCAGGCCAGAAACAAAUUGUUAGCUGAAGCAGAGGCUCGAGCCCUAGCUCUGGAGGGUAUUCAACUCAUGGUGAUUGGUAUUGGGUCUGGAGUAUCAGCAGAUGAACUCAACAAUUAUCAGAUGUUUGACCGUGUAGAUGGACCUGUUUUGAUUUCUCCAAUAGCAACUUUAGCUUCCACACAGAACCUAAGGGAGCUCAAAGAUGACCUUUUGAAAUAUGCUACGAUCUCAAGACCAAGAGGGCUAUAUUUUCAGUGGGAUGCUGCCUUUGAUUUGAUAGUGCUGGUGCAUGAUGAAAGUGGACGAGCAGACGGUGGAGCAAGGGUCAAGUAUUUCCUUCAGGACAUAUUCCAUAGAUACCCGAUUGGUGUAAACGAUGUACUAGGUGGAGUAAUAACGUUUGGUAAAGACGUAAAUACAGGAACAGGGAAAGAAAUAGCUUUGGGAACUGACAAAUUCUACUCCGCUCUUUAUGUUAAAAUUGCUCAGCUUGAUUUGACACCUACAGGAGGCACCAACAUGCUGGCAGCUCUCGGUUAUCUGACGACUAUGUUCAGUCUUCAUGGCCGACCUGAUGUAGCAAAAGUUGCUCUGUUGUUAAUGCAAGGAGAUGUGGUUCUAGAUGAUCUUCAUGAAGGAAUACAGAAAGUCAGAGAUGCAGGCAUUGCUAUGGCAACUGUUGGUGUUGGACCAGAGACAGAUAUGGUGGACUUAAAGAACAUGGCUUAUAAUAGCGAGGCUGAGCUUGCAUUCCUGCAGACCAGUUGGCAGAUGUUACGUUUCACACCUGAAAUGGAUGCUGCACUCAUUGCUUUGGCAAGGGGCAAUUUUCAAGCCCAGGGAAUUGGAGAUAUUCUUAGGUUGCCAACUCAGUGUAGCGGAAAUGCUGGAAUUUUGUUUAUACUGGAUGCUUCAGAAAGUAUAACCUCCAUUUUUGAUGAUGUGAAAGCUUUUACUGCAGCCAUCAUGAGUGGAUUUACAAUGCCGGAAGUAGAUAUGGGAGCUCUUGCAUUUGCUAACAUAGUUUUGCCAAAUCAUAUAGCACUUGGACAAUACAAGACUUAUGUUGAGUUAUAUGCCCAUUUCAUGGAGAAUAUAAAUAUCAACCCAACAUACAAGACAACCGGCACAGCUGCAGCAGUUAAUAAGAUGGUAGAAUUGUUUGAUCCGUCUGCCAAAGAGAAAAAAAUCGCUGUGCUUUUGACAGAUGGCAAUUCUGAUGAAUCAUCAGAAACAACAAAGGAGGCUAGAAAAGCUCGGGAGGCAGGUAUAGACAUGAUAGUUAUUGGUAUCGGCAGUAAUAUAUUUGAGGAUGAGUUGGACACUAUCACAGCAAAAAAGACAACAGGAGGUGUGCCACAUAAGUUUAUAUUUUCAACAAGCGAUCUGACUGAUCCAAGCAAACUAGAAGAUGUUCAGAAUCUUAUUUGUACUUUAAUCAGACCUGGAGAAUGCCCAGCUGGAUCAUUCAGAGACCCUGUUAGUUUGGUAUGCAGUGUGUGUCCAGUUGGCACUUACCAGCCGUUAAGUGAACAGCUGUUCUGUAAGACAUGUACACUUGGAUAUACUACGUCUGAUCCUGGAGCAAGCAUGGCCAGCCAGUGUAUCCAAAGAUGCAAUGCUGGUUAUUAUCUGGACUUGACAAGUGGAACAGGAACAUGUAAGAAUUGUCCGAUUGGACAGUACCAGCCAAAAAGUGGUCAGACAAUGUGUCUGGUCUGUGAUCCUGCAACACCAAUCACAAAAUUUGAAGGUUCCAGAAGCGUAGAUGACUGCAUAUUGGAUACAUGUUCAAUCCCUAUGGAUCUUAUUUUUGUUGUUGAUGCGACUGCCAGUAUUGGUGUUAUUGAAUUCAGCAUGCUGAAAGCUUUCUUAAUCAAUCAGCUUGAGAGGUUUGAUAUUGGGUCAACAGUGGAUAAAACACAAAUAUCAGUGGUGAGGAUUGGAACAGUGACUAAAACAACAGAUGUUACAAAUUUUCUCACUACUAGAACUAGUGUCAUAGAAGCCAUCAGAGAUUUAGUGGGUGGAGACUUGAGUACAAACAUUGCCAGUGCAAUAGAGAUGGCUAGCAACAAGUUUGAAAGUGAUGGAAGAAGCAAUAUGGCUAAAGUAAUGUUUAUUGUAACCGAUGGCAACUCAGAAAAUCCCUAUGCAACAAGAUACCAAGCUCUGCUGGCUAAACAGAAGUACCAGAUUGUUGUCCUCGGAAUAGGGUCACAAUAUUUCAUGCCUGAACUCAAAAGUUUGGCUUCUGUUCCAGAAAAUAUUCUUACUGAAAAGAACUUUUUUGAGUUACCAGCUUUAGAUGCAUACACUACAAUUUGUAAAGCUGCUGCAAGAUGGACUGCACCGACUGUAACUGUAGCUCCUGCGUUUAAAUGUGACUUGAAAUUAGACUUGAUCCUCAUUAUGGACAUGUCUUCAAGUUUAACUUCCCAGCCUUUUGAAGUAAUGAUGAUGAAAGCUAGACUGCGGGAAUUCAUUGAUCUACUACAAAUAUCAUCAUCUAAAGUGAAUGUGGGUGUGUUGUCCUUUGGAGAGGAUGUGAAUACAAACCAGCGCCUGCAGCUCUCUGCUGAUAACGACAAAGAUGCAAUAAAAAAUGCAAUAAUGAUGCAGCAGCCAGCUGGAGAUGGUACUGUUACUCAUCUGGCUUUAAAUGAGGCAAAAACCAUGUUGCAAUCUUCGCAAAGAACAGAUGCAGCUAAAGCUAUUACUAUCGUAACUGAUGGCAGAUCCACCAACUAUGCAGCCACUGUUGCUGCAGCCAAAGAAGUUGAAAAAAGUGGAAUAUAUGCUGUGGCAGUGGGAAAAGGAAGUCCAAAUGACGAAGCCUUUAAGAAGGAACUUGGUGUAAUAAGUACUUCAGGAUCAGACACAACAGUCUUUGUGGAUACAUUAAGAGACCUCACUGGUGAGAAGUUGGAGACAAAAGUGUGUCCCGAAAAUUUCAGAUGCUCAUACACUCUUCAAGUUGUAUACAUCUGGUACUUGAAUGGUAAUGUGGCUGUAUUGGACAAAACCACAAAAUUUUCAGCAGACGUCUCAGAAAGAUUUUCUGAUGUUCAAGCAAGAGUUAUUGAAGUGAAAGCCGACACAACAAUAGAUACACUUCUAAAGGCAGUGACAGAAGCAGAGAAGCAAAUGAAUGAAGAACAGUCUUCUGAAACCAUACAUAAUUUUGUAUAUAUAACAAAUAGACCGCCAUCAGACGUAGGAAGUGAUAUGGCUGAACUAAACACGAAGACAGCUGCAUUAAAGCAAGCAGGUGUGAAAAUCACAAUUGUUGAUGCAAGAGAUACUCAGGAUACAGGUUGGGAACAAUAUGCCACUUCAUCUGAAACAGUUUUUCGUGGGGCAAAUUUCGAUGAAGCAGUGCCAGCUUGGUAUAUCCAUAGAAGUCUUUGUAAAGAACCAUGUGACAGUGGUUAUGAAAUUGGGGCUGAUGGUAGGUGUAAGGUAUGUGAUGUUGGAAAGUACAGAGAUAAAACUGAGAGUUACUUAUGUCAGGCUUGCUCAGCGGACUCAACAACUGAAUCCACUGGAUCUACUUCAGUGGCUGAUUGUACUAUAAAAAUCAGAUGUGAAAAGCCAAUGGACCUUAUUUUUGUUAUUGAUGCUACAGCAAGUAUAGGAAAUAACUAUAAUAUCCUCAAAGCCUUCUUUUGGAGCUUGGUAGAUAAGUUUCAGGUAGGGCUAGAUGAUGAAACACGUGUAGCAGUUGUAAAGAUAGGAGAUGGUGAUUUACAAGAUGAUGACUUUUCGCUACUGUCUCAGUCUGUGAACGCAAUUGCAGUAAAGGAAAGCAUAAUCCGUCUCCAAGGUAACGAGCAGGAGACAGACACAGCGGCAUCUCUUAAGAAGGUUUAUGAUAUCUUCAAGGCUGAAGGGCGUCCCCAAAAGGAUUACCCACAUAUAGUUUUGGUUGCUACAGAUGGGAAAUCAAAAAAUACUUUGCAGACUAAAAGAUAUAGCUCCAUUUUAAAACUUAAUGCAAUUCACACACUAGUUAUCCGCCUUGGUGAUAACGUAUUUCAACCGGAGAUAGAUGCACUGGCUUAUGAUGCAAGCUCUGUAUACAAAUUUGAUACUUACACGGAUCUGAUCCAGUCUAAUUAUAUACAUGAAAGAAUAUGUGAUGCUGCAAAGAAUUAUAAACCUCUUCAACCAGACACAGGUGGUCCUGAACUUUCAGGGAAAUGUAAAAGUUAUAUGGAUAUGGUAUUUGUCAUUGAUGCAUCACUGAGUGUAACUGAACUCACAUUUCUAAAGAUGAGAAUCUUCAUAGCACAGUUUGCACAGAUGUUGGAUAUAGGACAAGAGAAGAUAAGAAUAGGUAUAGUAGCAUUUUCAAGUACAGUUCAUAGUGAGGUGUUUUCACUUGAGCAGUGCUUAGACCAGAAAACAUUAGAGGUGAAUGGCAUUCAACCGCAAAAGCGGAACAGUGUUGGAAAUACAAAUACAGCUGCAGGAUUGGCUAGAAUGAUUGACAUGUUUACAACUGAAGGCCGCCCAGAUUCACCAUAUAUUGGAAUAAUUGUGACAGAUGGUAGAUCAACUAAUCCUACCCUUACAAAGCUUGAGGCACAGAAAGCUAAAGACAAAGGUAUUCAUAUAGUUGCAGUUGGUUUUGGAGAUAAUGUAUAUACUCAGGAAUUGUAUGAUAUGGCCACAGAUCCAGCUUCAGUGAAAGUUGUGAGCAGUUUUGAUGAUUUAACUACAGAAGAGUUACUGGAUCUCUCAUGCUCAUAUAAUUUUGAGUGUCCACAUAAAAUGGACAUCAUUGCAAUAUGGGAUCUUGUGAACUUUGACACGAUCAGAAGAGCUGAGAUAUAUAUUGAAAGUUUGAAGAAAAGUUUUCUGUAUUCAAAGAUCACAAAUCUCUUUGUUGACCAUGUUGAUGAUGUUGCUAUAGCAAUGGAAGAAGGCUUACAGAGUCACACUUCUAGGACAGACUUUCGUGUGGCACGUGUUAUUUUGGUGCUCACAGAUAAAGUGCUUGACACAGAUGUCAAAGGGAGACUACAAACUGUGGCAACAAAUGCAAAGAAUGCAGGAAUACUUGUAACUGUUGUGGAUGCUGCAACAACAACAAACAACAUUGCAAGCAUUGCCUCUAAUGAUAAAUUGAGCUUUGUUACUGAAAGGUUUGAUAUGCUGCCUUACAGACUGGUUCUUAAGAGGAGUUUAUGUACAGAGCCAUGUAAGAGUGGUACAGAGGUUUCUGCUGGCUCAACUAAUCCUGGAAGCUGUGAACCAUGUGCUGUGAACAAGUACAGAGAUGCAGACGAGAGCUUCCUGUGUACCACUUGUCCAACAGGAAGAACUACAGAUGGCGCCACUGCAUCAGACCAACUUUCAGACUGUCUGUUUGGUUUUUGCCGUGCUCCCAUGGAUGUAGUGUUUGUUGUAGAUUCUUCAGACAGUAUCAGAACAAUAGAGUACACCUUGAUGAAAGUUUUCCUUCUCAACACAAUUGGAAGUAUGGACAUAAGUGAAGACCGAACACGUGUAGGAAUUUUGCCGUAUUCCUCGGAAAUUCUAGUGGAGCAUUUGUUUCAACUACAGGAAUCUACCCAGCAAGAAACUGUCCUACAAGCUGUACGCAGUAUGACUCAAGGAGGACUCCCUACAGGAACAAACACAGCCAGAGCAAUUGAUGUUGCUAAGAACAUGCUCCUAACCCAGGGCCGCAGGACAGGUGACGUUAUUCAGAUGAUUUGCGUCAUCACCGAUGGAAUGUCCACAAACACCUAUAGAACUGUUGAAGAAGCUAAGAAGGCUAAGGAUAAAUUUAUACGAUUAUACAGUCUUGGAGUGGGUCCAAAUGUAUUCGCCACGGAACUUGAGAAAAUUGCCAGUGACAUGGAUUCCAUAAUGAUGGUGAACGAUUUCUUUAAAUUGGCAGCUAUAAAAGAUUUUACAAAAACAAUUUGUGAAGACUCAUUUACAUGUGGGAAGACAAUGGAUGUAGUGAUCUUUGAAGACAGAACCACUGUUGAUGCUACAUUUGGAAAUAGAUUUAACAAUUUUAAGGCCAAAAUGACCAGCAGUUACAGCUCUGCUACAGUGACCAGUGCAUCUUACACCAGUAUGGCUGAACUUGACACACUUGUGCAAAGCCAAGAUUUGUCCCAAAAUCCACAAAACACAAAAGUAUUCCUUUUCAUCACAAAAACGGACAUUGCUGAUGAUGGGGCAAAGAGCAGAAUAGCUAGUGAGCUACGCAGUGGAGGUGGAAUUGUGGCGAUCAUAAAUGCAGACGACAACCUUGGAAACACAAACUUCAUAACCAUAGCAUCUAGUUUGGAGUUCAUAUUCAAUGUGGAGAAUUUUGAUGAAUUGCCAGCUUACAGAUUCAUUGAAAGAAAGCUUUGUAUAGACCCAUGUCUUGAUGGUGAACAGAGAGGAUUGGAUGGAGAAUGUGAAAAAUGUCCUCGAGGGAAAUACCGAGUGAAAACUUCGUCACAUAUUUGUGAGAGUUGUGCUGGUGAUAAAACAACUUUAAAUACAGGAACUACUGAGGCUAGUGAUUGUAUACCUAAUUGUGGCCCUGGAUACAAGACUGUAGGGGACAACUGUGUUGAAUGUGCCAAGGGAGAAUACCAGACUGACAGCUUCCAGACAAACUGUGAGAGCUGUGAUGCAGGUUACACAACAGUUGAGACAAAAUCUACAUCCCCAGAUCAGUGUAUUAAAAAUUGUGAUGAAGGAGAGAAAGUUUCAUCAACAGACAAAGACACAUGUGUAGUGUGUGAAGAGAACACAUACCAGCCAGAGAAAGCACAGACUCAUUGUAUAGACUGUCCUAUUAACCUCUUCUCAAUUGCUGGGAGUGCAGCCCUCGAUGAUUGUAAUGAUGCAUGCGGGAAAGCCAUGGACAUAAUAUUUCUAGUGGAUGCUUCUUUAAGCCUUAGCCCAAUUAGUUUCCAGUUAAUAAAAGUGUUUGUAGGAAAUUCUAUUACAAGGUUUAAGGUUAGUCAGACAGCCACCCGAAUCGGAAUUAUCCAGUUUUCAGACAUAGCAGCAGUCAGUCCGCGCCUUGACUUGGACCAGUCGUUGGACCGUUUCACAGCCACUUCUCUAGCUAGAGCUCUGAUACGCAGUGGGCAACCUGGAACCAACACAGCUGCAGCCCUUGAUGCCGCUGUGAAAAUGUUUGAUGAUCAGGGACGUACUGAUAUACAUAAGAACAUUGUGGUUGUUACGGAUGGAAUGUCAACUAAUAUGGCACUUACAGAGGCUGCAGCAGCAAAAGCAAAGAAAAAGUUCAUCAAUAUAAUCAGUAUUGGUGUAGGCAAUAAUUUCUUCCUUGACGAACUGAAGAAAAUAGCAACAGAUGAAUCAGCUGUCAAGACCUUUACAAGUUUCUAUAGCUUGAUAAACUUCAAUGUCCUUCCAAUUGUUUGCACACCAACUCAGUUUUCUUGUGACAAAAAUAUGGAUAUCUUCUACAUCAAACAUUAUGACGGUAAUUCCGGUAUUGAAGCUAGAGUUGCAAAAUUCAUCAGUAAAUUAACUGACAGAUAUAAAACUGGUACAACCAAAACGCUGGUUGAUGCUAACCCGAGCACAGAAUCCCUUACUGAUGACCUGACGGCUUUCUCAGACUCAGCUGAUCCAACUCACACUAAAGUACUCAUAAUAUUCACAAACAAAGAAAAUAGUGGGGGAGUCACAGCAAAUGAUGUGAAGGAUAAAGGAGUGAUUGUGGCAGUGGUUUAUGUGUCAGACACACAGACAGAUGAAAGUUACAAUACAGUCGUGUCACAUCAAGAUUUCCUCUUUUAUGCUGAAAAGUUUGAUGAAGAACCGUACAUUGAUUUCAUUUUGAGGAGUCUUUGUAUAGCACCAUGUGUAGAUGGUUCCGAGAGGACAGUAUCUGGUGAUUGUGAAGAAUGUGAGAAAGGAAAAUACAGGACAGCUAGCUCAAGCCAUGUUUGUGUUGAUUGUCCAUCUUCACCCCAGCAAACUACUACUGCUGGUACUGGAGCCACAGAUCAGAGUCAGUGUGUUGCAUGCGAGUCUGAUGAAUUUCCGUGCUCAACUGGUAAUACAUGUAUUGAUGAGGCACAAGUGUGUGAUGGUAGCAAUGACUGCAGUGAUGGCUCAGAUGAGAUUUGUAAUAAUUGCUUGAAAGGAAGCAGAUGGACUGGUUCUACCUGCGUUCAGUGUGAAAGAGGCACAUUCCAGGAUAAAGAUGGACAGACAGUCUGUAUCAAAUGUCCCGAGGGUAAAACAACGGACGGUGUCGGAAAAACAGCGGAAGCAGACUGCACUGUUGUUUGCGAUGAAAGUGGGCAAGAACUUGAUUACCCUAAUGGAGGAUGUAGAGACUGUGAGAUUGGUUACUAUAGGAACAAAGAUUUUGAUGCCAUAUGUGUUAAAUGUGAUGAUGAUUUUACAACAAAACAAAAAGCAUCAACUUCCAAGGGUGACUGUGUUCCUCCCUGUCAGGCAGGUGAGGCCUUAGAUGAUGCAACAAAAACAUGUACAGAUUGUCCCUAUGGUACAUACCAGCCGGAACCAAAUCAGUAUAAAUGUUUGGAUUGCCCUGAUGGAACCACCACUCAGUCUGUGAAAUCUACACAAAAAACUGACUGUCAAGAUCCAUGCCCAGCUGGUAAAGAGCAUCCUGCAGGAAGUACCAGUAACACAGCCUGUACAGAUUGUCCGCGUGACACGUACAAGUCCAGCCAGGAUACCACCUGUAAACCAUGUCCUCCAGGCUUUAUAACUCUAAAUAUUGGCAGCAAAACUUCAGCUGAUUGUUUACCAAAUUGCGAUCUUGGGACAUACUUUGACGAUUCUCUAAAGAAAUGUGAGGAGUGUACAUUUGGGCAGUAUCAGGAUCAGAAAUACCAGAAAACUUGUAAAGAUUGUGACACUGGUAAAACUACGAGAAACCAGGGCAGUGAUGACAUAACAGACUGUAUUGUACCAUGCCCUGCAGGAUCAUAUCUCCCAUUCCGUUUAAAUGGACAGUGUACUCCGUGUCCCCAGGGUACGUAUAGGGUGGAUGAUGAAACUGCUGCUACCUGUACACCUUGUGGAAGUGGUAAAACUACAGAUCAAGAAGGAUCUACAAGUGUAGCAGACUGUAAACCUGAUUGUAAACCAGGUGAGAAAAUAGAGGGAGAUAUCUGUGUACUUUGUGAAAUAGGGUCAUACCAGACCUUGCCCAGACAGACAUCGUGCAAUCUUUGUGCAGAUUAUACCACUACCAAAGAAGAAGGAACUGACUCUCCAGAUGACUGUGUGGAUACCUGUCCUAGUGGUACAGAACUCACUGAAAAGAAUCCUGUGAAGUGUCAGAAAUGCGCAAUGAACAGCUAUAAGGAGGCUGGUGUUGACAAAAAAUGUACAGCAUGUCCAGCCAAUCAUAUCACUCUAUCUGAUGGUGCUGUUAGUAAAACAGAAUGUGUCCCUGAUUGCACAGAUGGUCAGAAAUGGGAUGCUGUAACUCUACAGUGUGAAGCUUGUGAGGCAGGCACCUUCCAGCCAUGGUUUUACAAGGACACUUGUAUUAAAUGUCGAGACAAAUGGACAACAUUGGCAGAAGGAGCAAAAAAAGAGAGUGAUUGUAAACCUGACUGUACAGCAGGUGAGCAUUGGGAUGAGGCCUCGCUAAGCUGUGUAAAAUGUAAUAAGGACUCGUACCAGCCAAAUCCUUACCAGUUUGUCUGUCUGAAAUGUCCUGAAGGAACGUUCACUGAUAAUACUGGGGCUGUUGCUGAAUCGGAGUGUAAAGACCAGUGUCAGCUAGGUGAGGAGAUGGGGCCAGGGGGAACCUCCCCUUCAGAUUGUGUGAAGUGUAAAGUUGGAACAUACAAGGAUGCUACUAAAGCAACAUGUGAGCCAUGUCCGGAUGGAUUAACCACAUUGACUGAUGGCAAAACAGCAAGCACAGAUUGUAAACCCGCAUGUGAAGCUGGACAACAAUGGGAUUCUGACCUGAAGCUGUGUGUGGCCUGUGAGGCUGGUACAUACCAGGAUGAGACAAACCAGGAAGACUGUAAACAGUGCAUGCCACUCGGCUUUACAACAUUACAGACUGGGUCCACUGAUGAGACAGAUUGUGUUUCUCCAUGUGCACCUGGUUCAGCAUGGGACAGUGGUCUUGGGAGAUGUAAACCAUGUUUGCAAGGAAAAUACCAGGAUGAGCCAAACCAGAAAGAAUGUAAACAGUGCCCUUCAGGGAGGACAACUCUUGGUGAAGGCUCAAAAAAUGAAAAUGACUGUAUAGAUGUAAAUUGCUCUAAUUUGGAAUGGAAGUGUGAUAAUGGAGACUGUAUUCCUGAGGUAAACCGUUGUGAUGGCAGUAACGAUUGUGCUGAUCUGUCAGAUGAGUCUGAUACAAAAUGUUGCAAUAUUGGUCAGUUCUACAGCUAUACAACCAAUCAGUGUGAGAGUUGCCGAGCUGGAACAUACCAGGAUAUAGAAGGGGAGACAAGUUGUAUUGACUGUCCAAAGGGCAUGACGUCCGAAGAAGGAUCAGAUGCCAGCAAUGACUGCAGAGAGUGCUUAGAAGGGUUUGAGUUUAUUGUUGGUAACACAGACUGUACAGAAUGUCCGUUAGACAAAUACAGGGAGAUAGGGAUGAUGACAUGCGAGGCCUGUCCCCCUAACUUUGGUACUGACCAGACUGGAACAACCAGGCUUACAGACUGUAAACCAAAGUGUACUGCAGGGCAGUAUUAUGACAGUGGGCAGUUUCAGUGUGAACCCUGUCCAGUUGGUCAGUACCAAGAUCAGGCAAAGCAAACCGAAUGUAUCAAAUGCCCCACUGGCACAACUACCUCAGGAACUGGAUCUAUAAAUAGUAACCAGUGCACAGAUAUUUGUCAAGCAGGUUAUACACUAGUAUAUGAUACAAAUGGUGAGCCAACAACCAACUGUAAUCCAUGUCCUGUGUCAACAUACAAGGACACAUAUACCUGUAAACCUUGUCCAACAGGUUUCACAACUGCUGGUACUGGAAGCACGGAGUGUUUACCCAACUGUGGUCCAGGGUAUUUCUAUCCAUCUAAGACCAGUCCAGUAUGCAAAAAAUGUGCAAGGGGAGAGUACCAGACUGAAUCUCUACAACCAUCAUGUGACUCGUGUCCACCUGGUCAGACCACACCAAUACUAGGGGCAACAACAAGCUUCCUCUGCUACGGUAAGUCUUUGCUUCUUUCCUUUCUCCUAGCAUAA